UUUGCGGCGUCUCGCGGGCCUCCGCCUUGGCCGUCAGCAGGGAGGAAGAGCCGGGAGGCGGCGCAGCGGCGGCGACGGAGGGCAGCGCUGAGGAGGCGACGGGCCGCGGGCGGCCUGGGAGCCGCAGUGAUUUUUUUUCUUUUUCCUUUUUUUCUGACGUUUUCCUCGGCCUCGUCUCCCGCGGGCCGCGGCCGGGUUGCGCCGGGAGGGCCUCCCUCGGUCCCCGCGCGGCCUGAGGGCUCGCUCCGUUCCGAGGACAGGGAAGAGGGAGGCCAGGGCUUGCGGGCACGGCCGAUGGCGGGGACAUUUCCCACAACAUGAUGGUUGAGGACCCCCGGCCCCCAGACACACACAGCUCCCCUCCCUGAAAAUUCCGGGCCCUUCCAAGCCUGCACCCUCCCCCAAGCCCGUGUGACUCGACGGAGACAAAGGGGAGGCGGCUUCGCUCACACACGCGCGCUCGCGGGGCGUGGGGCUCGGGCGGACGGACGGACGGACGGCCGCGGCGCCGCCACAUUCCUAUGCCGGGGAGCGGCGGCGGCUCCCGCGAGCGGCGGCGGCGGCCGGGCGGCCUCGCCCCGGCCCCGAUGGUCUGAGCACCCCGAUCCCCGCCAUGUGAAAGGUGGGAGCCGGGACAGCCCGAGGAGCCGCGGCCGGCAAAGAUGGGGGAUGCUGCAGACUCCCGGGAGCUGAGGAAGACGUUCAUUGUUCCAGCCAUCAAGCCCUUUGACCACUAUGAUUUCUCCAGGGCCAAAAUCGCCUGCAAUCUGGCCUGGCUGGUGGCCAAAGCCUAUGGGACAGAAAAUGUCCCAGAGGAACUUCAAGAACCCUUUUACACAGAUCAGUAUGACCAGGAACACAUCAAACCACCUGUUGUUAAUUUGCUUCUAUCGGCUGAACUUUACUGUCGUGCUGGGAGUCUCAUUCUCAAGAGUGAUGCUGCAAAGCCCCUGUUGGGCCAUGAUGCUGUCAUGCAAGCUUUAGCACAGAAGGGCCUUUAUGUCACUGACCAGGAAAAGUUGGUAACAGAACGAGAUCUCCACAAGAAACCCAUACAGAUGGGUGCACAUCUGGCCAUGAUAGACACUCUCAUGAUGGCUUACACUGUAGAAAUGGUCAGCGUGGAAAAGGUGAUCACAUGUGCUCAGCAGUAUUCAGCCUUUUUCCAAGCCACAGAUCUGCCCUACGACAUCGAGGAUGCUGUCAUGUACUGGAUAAACAAGGUCAAUGAACAUUUGAAAGACAUAAUGGAACAAGAACAGAAAUUGAAGGAACAUCACACGGUUGAGGCUUCUGGAGGUCAAAAGUCUCCUUCCAAAUGGUUUUGGAAACUGGUUCCAGCUCGUUAUAGAAAAGAGCAAACGUUGCUUAAACAACUGCCUUGCAUUCCAUUGGUAGAAAACUUGCUGAAGGAUGGCACGGAUGGCUGUGCACUGGCCGCCCUGAUUCAUUUUUACUGCCCUGGUGUUGUGAGGUUAGAGGAUAUUUGUUUGAAAGAAACUAUGUCUUUGGCUGAUAGCCUGUAUAACCUACAGCUGAUUCAGGAAUUUUGUCAGGAAUACUUGAACCAGUGUUGCCACUUCACCCUGGAAGAUAUGCUCUACGCUGCUUCAUCCAUAAAGAGUAAUUAUCUGGUGUUCAUGGCAGAACUCUUUUGGUGGUUUGAAGUUGUGAAGCCAUCGUUUGUACAGCCUCGUGUUAUUCAUUCACAAGGAGCUGAAUCUGUGAAAGAUCCUGCUUCAGCCCCUGCCCUGAUCGCUGCCAGGAGAAAUGCUUCAGAUGGUUCGUGGAGUUCUCGCUUCACCUCAAGUGGGGAAGGAGCUGCAUAUUCAGAGGCUCGUCAUUUGCCUUCUAGGUACUCACGUCCCCAGGCUCAUUCUUCAGCUUCAGGAGGGAUUAGAAGGUCUUCAUCUAUGUCUUAUGUUGAUGGCUUCAUAGGGACAUGGCCCAAAGAGAAAAGAUCAUCAGUACAUGGUGUUUCAUUUGAUAUUUCUUUUGAUAAAGAAGAUAGUGUACGGAAAUCUACUCCAAACCGAGGAAUCACUCGUUCUAUUAGUAAUGAAGGACUUACUCUGAAUAACAAUCGCAUGUCUAGACACAUUAGGAAAAAUUUGUCCUUCAAGCCGGUAAACGGAGAAGAGGAAACAGAAAGCAUUGAGGAAGAACUUAACAUAGGAUCUCAUGGUGAUCUCAGGUCUUACAUGCCCUUUAAUACAAAUGAGCUAAAUUCUAAUGAGAACAUUCAUUACAAGCUUCCAAAUGAAGCUUUGCAAAACAGAAUCCUUCUAGAUGAGUUUGGCAAUCAGAUUGAGACACCAAGCAUUGAAGAAGCAUUACAGAUAAUUCAUGAUACUGAAAAAUCUCCCCAUACUCCUCAGCCAGACCAAAUUGCUAAUGGCUUCUUCCUUCAUAGCCAGGAAAUGAGUAUCCUAAAUUCAAAUAUGAAGCUAAAUCAAUCUAGUCCUGAUAAUAUAACUGAUACAAAAGGUGCCUUGAGUCCCGUAACUGACAAUACUGAAGUAGACACUGGUAUUCAUGUUCCUUCAGAAGAUAUUCCUGAAACUAUGGAUGAAGAUUCUUCUUUGAGAGACUAUACUGUGAGCUUAGACUCUGAUAUGGAUGAUGCAUCUAAAUUUCUUCAGGAUUAUGACCUGCGAACCAGCAACCCCAGAGAAGCUUUGAGCCCUUGCCCAAGUACUGUCAGUACUAAGUCUCAACCAGGCAGCAGUGCUUCUUCGAGUUCUGGAGUUAAAAUGACCAGUUUUGCAGAACAGAAGUUCAAGAAGCUGAACCACACUGAUGGGAAAAGUAGUGGGAGCAGUUCUCAGAAAACAACACCAGAAGGCUCUGAACUUAAUAUUCCUCAUGUUGUUGCUUGGGCACAAAUUCCAGAAGAAACAGGUCUUCCCCAGGGCCGAGACACUACCCAGCUGUUGGCUUCUGAAAUGGUCCAUCUUCGGAUGAAGCUAGAAGAAAAGAGACGUGCUAUAGAAGCCCAGAAAAAGAAAAUGGAAGCUGCUUUUACUAAGCAGAGGCAGAAAAUGGGAAGGACAGCAUUCCUUACUGUGGUGAAGAAGAAAGGGGAUGGGAUCACCCCUCUUCGAGAGGAAGCAGCGGGGGCAGAAGAUGAGAAGGUCUACACGGACCAAGCCAAAGACAAGGAGUCUCAGAAACCACACGGGCAAAGGAGCAAGUCUCUGGCGGAUCUGAAAGAAAGCAUGGAGACCCCUCCGGCCAAGUGGCUGAAGUCUCCAACCACGCCUGUAGACCCCGAGAAACAAUGGAACCUGGCAAGCCCCUCAGAGGAAAACCUAAAUGAAGGAGAAAUUUUAGAAUAUACAAAAUCCAUUGAAAAGUUAAAUUCAUCCCUGCAUUUUCUACAACAAGAAAUGCAGCGUUUGUCACUUCAACAGGAAAUGUUGAUGCAGAUGAGAGAGCAACAAUCCUGGGUAAUUUCACCACCUCAGCCCUCUCCACAGAAACAGAUUCGAGAUUUUAAAUCCUCUCGGCAGGCAGGCCUGUCGUCAGCCACAGCGCCAUUCUCAGACUCCACUCGGCCUACUCAUCCUUCACCUCAGUCAUCCAACAGGAAAAGUGCAUCUUUUUCUGUUAAAAAUCAAAGGACUCCUAGGCCAAAUGAAUUAAAAAUAACACCACUGAAUCGAACCCUGACACCCCCACGAUCUGUGGAUAGUCUACCUCGAUUGAGGAGGUUUUCACCAAGUCAGGUUCCAAUUCAGACUAGAUCAUUUGUUUGUUUUGGAGAUGAUGGAGAUCCUCAGCUAAAGGAAUCCAAACCCAAAGAGGAAGUUAAGAAGGAGGAAUUGGAGCCUAAAGGGACAUCUGAUCAUCAUGGACAUAAUUCAGAAGAAAAGGAAAUCAAACCUCUGGAGUCAACGGUGUCUGAAGUCCUGUCUCAGCCUGUCACAGAGACUGUAUGUCUGACCCCAAAUCAGGACCAACUGAGUCAGCCCGUAGAACCCCCUCCUAAACCCAUUUUUCCACCUACUGCUCCAAAAAAUGUUAAUCUGAUUGAAGUUUCCCUCUCAGAUUUGAAACCCCCAGAAAAGACUGAUGUAUCUGUUGAAAAAUAUGAUGGAGAAAGUGAUAAAGAACAGUUUGAUGAUGACCAGAAAGUAUGCUGUGGAUUCUUCUUUAAGGAUGAUCAAAAAGCGGAAAAUGAUAUGGCAAUGAAACGAGCAGCUUUGUUGGAGAAACGAUUAAGAAGAGAGAAAGAAACUCAGCUUCGGAAGCAGCAGCUGGAAGCAGAGAUGGAGCAUAAGAAAGAGGAAACGAGGCGUAAAACCGAGGAAGAACGUCAGAAGAAAGAAGAUGAGAAAGCACGUAGAGAAUUUAUUAGGCAAGAAUAUAUGAGGAGAAAACAACUGAAACUAAUGGAAGAUAUGGACACAGUCAUUAAAUCUCGCCCUCAAGGAACAAAACAGAAAAAACAGCGGCCAAAAUCUAUUCACAGAGAUCACAUUGAAUCACCCAAAACACCAGUAAAAGGUCCUCCAGUCUCUAGCCUUUCAUUGGCAUCACUGACCACAGGCGAUAACGAGAGCUUGCAUUCAGGCAAGAGGACACCCAGAUCAGAGUCUGUAGAGGGCUUCUUAUCUCCCAGUCGCUGUGGCAGUCGAAAUGGAGAAAAAGACUGGGAAAAUGCAUCAACAACUUCUUCCGUGGCUUCUGGAACAGAAUACACAGGACCAAAGCUCUACAAAGAACCCAGUGCAAAAUCCAAUAAGCACAUAAUUCAAAAUGCUUUAGCUCAUUGCUGUUUGGCUGGAAAAGUAAAUGAAGGUCAGAAGAAAAAGAUACUAGAGGAAAUGGAGAAGUCUGAUGCAAACAACUUCUUAAUCUUGUUCCGGGAUUCAGGCUGCCAAUUCAGAUCUCUUUAUACUUACUGCCCAGAAACUGAAGAAAUCAAUAAACUAACUGGGAUAGGCCCUAAAUCUAUCACUAAAAAAAUGAUUGAGGGACUUUACAAAUACAAUUCUGACAGGAAACAGUUUAGUCACAUACCUGCUAAAACAUUGUCGGCCAGCGUUGAUGCAAUUACCAUUCAUAGCCAUUUAUGGCAGACCAAAAGACCAGUAACCCCAAAAAAACUCUUACCCACCAAGCCAUAGGAGCUGGGAAGUAUUUGCUUCAGAUCAUUCGUGGUACAUUUGCACUUCAUCUUUCCUGCCUACAGAAAAUCUUUCUAAUUGCCAACAAGACUUUUAUUAAUUUAAACUGGACACUAAGCUCUGUUGUCAAGAACAACUGGAAUACAAACCACAGUAUUUUGGAAUCCAGAAGAUUCUCGCUUAGGUGAUAAGGUCAAGAGAUGAAGGAAAUGUUUUGAUUCGCCAUUGGAGAUCUGUAUGUUACAAGGUUUACCUGCUUAGUAUUAGAUCCAUUGAAGCACUGAAUUUUUAUGGACACUAAUUCCAUUUAUGGUUGACAUGGCUAGGAUUGCAAAUUAUGUGUUUUAUUUGUUGCUUUUUUUUUUUUACCCUUCAAUGUCCAUGCCUGUCUUCAGGUGGUCUGUUUUGUCAUUUCUUCUUCUGAGUUCCUUUGUAUUUUGUUUCAUAUGGAGAUCAUGAAAGUAGGAAAUAGCCUUCAGGGGUAACCUGCACCUUUCUUAAUGACGUGAAGAGAAGCACUAGUGUUUAGCUUUACAGUGACCCUCAUGUUUAAAUGGUGUUAGAGCAUUUGUAAAGAUUAUUCUGCUGAGUAUUUACAAUUCUGUAUUUAUUAUCACUCAAGUAUUAACAUUUCUGUAUUAAAUUAAGAAAAGGUGUUAUAAAGAGCUGCUAGUAGGUUUGCUUUAAACCACAUGAGCUUAUAACCAAGAAAUGCUUUCACAGGCUGCUGAUUAAAUCAGUGAUAUUCUUGUGCCACUUCUGGCCAACUCAGAAUAAUUAAGAUUUUUUUUUUUUCACAAAAAUAAAAAAGCUUUCUACUCUUUUAAAGCAAGUCACUUUAUAAGCUGGCAGAAGUGAAUGACACUUAGUCUGAAGAUACAAGACUUCCUGAAUUAGGUUCUCAAGAGGUCUUUAUAUUGUAUUUAUAACUGAUAGAAAAAGUGUAUUUAGAAUUUUUAAACCUGUCCAAAGGGCUACAUUUUAAUUUUAAGAUAGUGUCACAUUAUUUUACUUACUCUGGGUUCUUUUUAAUUCUCUUCAAGUGGAGCAGCUUAGGUUAAGUGCACACUUGAAUUCUCUUCUAUGUGAUCCUUGUUGUGUAACUGUGUAUACCAGAGGGUUAGUUGGGGAAAACUUCAUUCUCAGGAAAAGGUUUGAAUGACUCUGUGACCCUGUUCUGUUUCCGUGUUGUGACAGCUGUGUAAACUUGGGAGGGGGAGGCAGUAUUGUAUCAUAUGAGAUGGGUAGUUUGUUUUCUUUCAUGGGAAGUAGAGAUGAAAGGGUGUACAGUUCUCUAAUUGAGGUGUUUAGAGAGACAACUAACGUCUGAUAGGAUGUAUUUACUUAUUUAAGAAAAAGCAUAGGAAUGAGAUGUCCCUGAGCUGUACUUUUCUAUCAUUAUAAGGCCUGUAGGCAUCAUUGCAUCUGGGUUACCAACAUUUUCUCAAAUGCUGUCAAUAUUUUACUGUAAUUUAUGUUCUUAUAUUUAUGUAUAUUUGUUAAAACUGUAAAAAAAAUUUCUCAGAUUUUUUUCCAAUACCUGUGCAAGAUAUAUGUGUAACUCAAAAUUAUUUGUGAUCUACUGUUUGCAUGUAAGAGACCAGGAUAUAUAACUCUUAUAUUUUAAGUGUAUACAUAUUGUGUAUAUAAUAUAUGACUAUUAAAGUGGAAAAUAGCACAUUUUACCUUUCAGACACAAUUUCUAUCACAAUUAGAAGGAAGCAGUUGUCAAAUACAUGUUUAGAGUAAGACUAGUGUAAAAGGCUAAGCAAAUUAAUCAAGAUAAUGGUAAAUGAUAGUUAAAACAAGAAGUUAAUAUGCAUCCUGCAUCACUUACUCAAUUAGAUGUCCCUUAUCAAAGCAAUCUUUUUCAUGCUGAUAUUACUUGGCUGACAAAGACAAACAGGCGGUGAGACAGUGGAGGAUCCACGGAAGCAGAAAUAGGAGAGCCCUUUAUUCUUACAUUGGUCUGUGUCCAGCAACUCGGUGAAUGGCCACGAUGUGUAAAGGUAGAAUGUGAAUAUUGCCACAAAGUUCAUUGCUCUCAGUAUAAGAUUUUACUUUAUUAAUGCAAAAGGAAUAUGAAUAUAUUUCUUUAACUCUGCAAAUGUUUUAUUACGGUGCAUUUUUUUUUUUUGAAUUAUGUUUUUAAAAUCAUAUAAAUGAAAAAAGAUGCCAUUUGGUAAAGUCAGGAUUUCCUUACACCUUCUGGAACCCACUGGUGCUUUCAUUGAUCAGAGGUCAAGUCGUUCUGAUAACGACUCAGUUAUGUUGCCAAAUGUAGAUUCUUCUGUUUGACACAGCUUUGGAAAGGUUUUCAUUCCUCUCAGUUUUUCAGUUUUGUCUUAGGAUGACUGUUACAGUUUUUAUUUGGCUAUUUUAGCCAUGUUCAGCUGUUGAGUUCUGAUGUCAUGGUCACUGUUGGGUAUUGCGCAGUGUAUGAUGUGCUGACCUGCCCACCCUAGAGCAUUGCUUACAGAGCUGGUUUUUUUGUUUGUUUGGUUGGUUGGGUUUUUUUGUUUGUUUGUUUGUUUUGUUUUAAGAUGCUGUGCUGUAAAAUACUGUCAGAUUUGCUAUUUCCUGGUACAGUGUAGUUUUUCCCUUUUCAUUUGAAUAAAAGCAUGGCA
Ochotona curzoniae (black-lipped pika) is the source of this 7759-nucleotide messenger RNA. RefSeq names its product calmodulin regulated spectrin associated protein family member 2 (gene CAMSAP2). The transcript has 18 exons. NCBI's taxonomy places the organism in Eukaryota, Metazoa, Chordata, Mammalia, Lagomorpha, Ochotonidae. Gene Ontology annotation, molecular function: microtubule minus-end binding; spectrin binding; calmodulin binding. The coding region runs from base 663 to 5132 and encodes 1489 amino acids. Gene Ontology annotation, cellular component: microtubule minus-end. Gene Ontology annotation, biological process: neuron projection development; negative regulation of microtubule depolymerization; cytoplasmic microtubule organization. The record is from RefSeq and is a predicted model, not a curated record.